AUGAAGCCCUUAAGAGCCCACACAGGUCAACCAGAGGUGAAGAGCGGCAAUGUGACAGCUGGACCCUCUGGCUAUUAUUACCAUGGUAUGUGGCGAGCACUAGGAGGCACCACAGUUCAUCAGUUCAACACCUCUGCCAUCAGUCAGUGUCUGAAAGGCAAGGUGGUCCACAUGUAUGGAGACUCCACCAUCAGGCAGUGGUUUGAAUACCUCAGAGCUCUACCAGAUCUUAAGGAGUUCGACCUGCACAGCCCGAGGCAAGUUGGACCUUUCAUGGCCUUACACUAUGCAAACAACAUCUUGGUGACAUUCCGCUGCCACGGUCCUCCUAUCCGUUUUUACAUGGUCCACACCAGCGAGCUUCGUUACAUUGCUAAUGAACUAGAUGGUGUAAAUGGAGGCAUCAAUACUAUUAUAGUUUUUGGCAUCUGGUCUCACUUCAGCACUUUCCCCAUGGAGGUCUACAUCAGCCGGCUGCGGAGCAUCCGCAGGGCGGUUGUGAGGCUGCUGGACAGGGCUUCAGGCACGCUGGUCGUUAUCCGGACAGGAAACCCCAAAGUUUUAAAGGGACUUUAUGAAACAUUAACCAACAGUGACUGGUACACUCUGCAGCAUGAUAAGGUGCUCAGACUCAUGUUCAAAGGACUGAAUGUUCAUCUGAUUGAUGCCUGGGAGAUGGUCGUGGCCCACCACCUGCCACACAGCCUCCACCCACAACCUCCCAUUGUUAAGAAUAUGAUUGACCUUCUCUUGUCUUACAUAUGCCCUUAAAAGAACGGCUAG
Messenger RNA from Epinephelus moara (kelp grouper), 783 nucleotides. Its product is annotated as NXPE family member 3-like. The transcript has 4 exons. Lineage: Eukaryota; Metazoa; Chordata; Actinopteri; Perciformes; Serranidae. The record is from RefSeq and is a predicted model, not a curated record.